UUAAAAUAAAAAUAAAAAAAACGACUCUCGCACAGGAGCCGGCUCUUAUCGUUCACUUAUAAGAGUCGGCUCUUUGAACCGGCUCGUUCGCUACAUACACAUCACUAGUUGCUAACAGGGACAGCUAACUCACAGCUAGCUGACAGCAGCAGCAGCAGAGAGGAGUAACAUGGAGUAACAUGGAGUAACAUGGAGUAACAGGGAGUAACAGGGAGUAACAGGGAGUUACUGCGUUGAGAAGAGAAAACGCCACAUCAUUUUCUUAUUUUAGAGUCCAUGCUAGCGACUCAAGCUGUCUUUCUACUAGCUGCUGUGUCCAAAACGAUGAGCUCUGUGGCAGCGACGACAACCUCUGAAGCUGCGGCGGGGCUGCACGCAGCAGCCAGCCGGGAUGGAGGCUUCGGGAGCCCGCUGCAGAGGCUCCAGAAGCUGCUGGCGGUGCCCGGAUCCGACCCGAGCCGAGUCAACGACCUGCUGCUGCUCCGGCCUGAUCCUGAUGCAGACGACCACACUGCUACAGAGCCAGAGGAGAAGGGCAGCAAUAGGCAUGUUGUGUUCUUCCACGGGGAUAUUCAGAACUUCCAGGAGGAGAUGGCCCUGCAGCCUGAAGGAGCCCAGUGGCUCUCAUGGAGUCUGGAGCAGGUCGCCCUCACCCUGGGCCGACGCUUCCCCGACCGACACGUUUGGGUGGUCAGAGCCUCCCGCAUGUAUCUCCACAAGUUCAGCUGCUACCACAACUUCGUAGAGAGCAACAUGUUCGGGGCGCCGGAGCACUCGCACUACUCACCUGACUAUGGAGCGUUUCACCACCUCAGGGCCCUGCUGAGCCACGGCAUGGAGAGAGCCAACCUACCAAACCCCCUUCAGCCACAAGGAGGCGGCGACAGCAUCCCCUCAGGGUUCUCGCUGACGCCGGUGGGCUUCAGCAAAGGCUGCGUGGUGCUGAACCAGAUGCUGUACGAGCUGGCCGGGGCCCGCGCCGACCCGCAGAUGUCGCACUUCGUCAAGAGCAUCUCCGACAUGUACUGGCUGGACGGCGGCCACCCGGGAGGCAGCGAGACCUGGGUGACCAACAAGCAGGUGCUGAAGGAGCUCGCUUCCAGCGGAGUGUCCAUUCACGCCCACGUCACCCCGUACGAGGUGUGCGACCCGAUGCGGGCCUGGGUGGGCCGCGAGCACGGACACUUCAUCAAGACCCUGGAGGAGUUCGGGGCCUGUCCGAGUAAGAAGCUGCACUUUGAAGACGAGCCCCCCACCAUCGAGAACCACUUCAGGGUCAUCCAGGAGUUUUGAGUUUGGUUUAGAUUGAGCUCUUGCAUACAGAUUGUCUUAUUCGCUGGUCUUACCUCAUUUUUUCUGUGAUUUAAGGGCUCAGGCUUUAGAGCAUGUGGCAGAUUGCUGGUGUGUUGUACUUUCUGCUGCUAAAUGCAAAAUGAUCAGGAGCCUCCCACGCUGCUCCCCGUGGCCCUGAGCAGGAAUAUGCACGUAUGAAAAUGGUCUUCCUUAUUUAUUCUUCAGGCUAAAUGUAACCGUUUACAUUUGAUUCUGGCUCGAGCUUUGAGUUGCUGCAGAGCUGUCGGGAGUAGAAACAUGAAUGAUUCAUGUUGUUUCAGACUUGUUUUAAUUUCUGCCCUGAUUUUCAUUUAACUUAAUGUAUGUUUUGGCUGAAGCACAACAGCUUAUUACGUUGUUUUUAUACCUACACUGGUGUUGAGCUGCUUUUAGACACGCGAAUGUCUGAAUUUCUGAACUUUACAGUGUCAGGUUCAGACUUGAGUCGGUCUCUCGGUGGUGAUUCUUGAUUGUAUUCAAAUGUUUGACCAAGUGUUUGGUCACAAAGUUCAUUCCUUCAGUUUGAUCCCAAUAGUAGAUUGUUUGUCCACAUAAUCAUUUGUCAGACCUUUUUCUAUUUAAAUGUCACAUAGUUGCACUCUUGGAAAAAAAAGAGCAGCACAAUCUCAACUCAAAGUCCAUUUAGUAACUGUUCUGGAGCUUUCAGUCGUAUCACAAGAUCUUUUUCAGCAAGUGGAGUUGAUUUGCUUUAAACUCCGUCUGCUGAUUAAGACCAUGUGGACAGUAUUCUUUGAAAUACUGGCUCAUUUCAUGAUAACAAACAUUUCAUGUUAUUACAUAUCACUUUUUUAAAAUGUUAACUGUGAUUGGAUAUUUUCCUCACAACAUGUUUUACAGUUUAGUUUUGACAAUAUACCAAAUUGUACCAAAUUACCUUAUAAAUAAUUGUUAUAACUAGACAAACCAAUAACGUUAUGAUAAUUUGUUUUGUUCAAAUGAAAUAAGUGUGGAAGAUAUAUUAAUAGAAGGUACAAUUUCUCGUCCGUUUUUUUUGUCAUGGUAGCGUGAUGUUUAUUGCAAUAUGUGAAAAUACGCAUACUUGCUAGUUUUGUGGGGAUGUGUCAGCCUGUGUAUUAAUCUCUGUAUGACGUAUUCCAGUCUGUAUGUUCUCGGUGUAAGCGUACAUAGCAUCUUUGCACUAUGCUGAAGGCUGCAGCUCAUUUUGCUGAAUGUAACUUCAGAUCAUUCCAUUCUGUUUACUACUUGUAUGCUAUGCUGAUUAAAACCCGACAAGGAGGACAAAAAA
Messenger RNA from Sebastes umbrosus (honeycomb rockfish), 2599 nucleotides. RefSeq names its product chromosome 13 C2orf69 homolog (gene c13h2orf69). The transcript has 3 exons. Gene Ontology annotation, cellular component: mitochondrion. NCBI's taxonomy places the organism in Eukaryota, Metazoa, Chordata, Actinopteri, Perciformes, Sebastidae. The record is from RefSeq and is a predicted model, not a curated record. Bases 277 to 1293 code for a protein of 338 amino acids.